AUGUUGUUGUUUUUGUCGCAGGAGCCGGAGGCGAGGCCGGGGCCGCCGCUGCCGCCGCCUGUGGUCGCCGCAGCAGCAGCGGGGCUCGGGCCGGCGCCGGGCAUGUCGGUGUGCAGGGAGACGGUGGGCGCCGGCUCCCUGCCCAGCGAGCUAGUGGUCCACAUCUUCUCCUUCCUGGCGGGCCCCGACCGGCUGCGGGCCUCGGCCGCCUGCUCGCACUGGCGGGAAUGCCUGUUCUACCCGGCCCUCUGGCCGCGCCUCCGCCUCAGCCUCCGCGUCUCGCCGGCCGAGCGCCCGCGCCUCGAGUUCCUCAUGCGCAAGUGUGGCUGGUUCGUCCGUGAGCUCCGCGUACAGUUCGCCGCCGACAACUACCCCAGCGGCGGCGGCGGAGGGGGGGCGGCGGCGGCCGUGGCGGGCGAGGGCGUCGCGGCGGCGGGCGACGGGGAGACGCCGCCCCUGUGCCCGCGCUGGCUCGACUUACUGAGGACCUACCUGGAGCUGGUGCUGUGCGUCCUGAGCAGCGUCCGUAACAACAGGAACCUCCAGAAGUUAAGUCUCUUUGGGGAUAUAAGCAUUCUGCAGCAACAUGGAAGUAUAUCAAAUACAUACCUCGGCAAGGUUGACCCUGAUGGCAAGAAGAUUAAGCAAAUCCAGCAGCUGUUUGAAGAGAUACUAGGCAAUAGCAGGCAAUUGAAAUGGCUGUCUUGUGGGUUUAUGCUGCAAAUAGUAACUCCCACAUCAUUGUCCUCCUUAUCAAACCCCAUAGCCAACACCAUGGAACAUCUGAGCCUCUUGGACAACCACAUCCCUGGUAAUACCACUCUCAUCACUGCGGUUGAGUUGGAGCGCUUUGUAAAUCUGCGUUCUCUUGCUUUGGAUUUCUGUGAUUUUACAGCUGAGAUGGCAAGAGUCCUGUCUGACAGCAACCAUGUGCCUUUGCAUCGACUGUCUCUCCUGGUCCAUAGUGUUUCCAUAAUGCACAAGUCACUGGACAGUAUGCCAGAAGAUGAGAACUGGAAGGCACUGACUCGCAACAGCGCUAAUCUUCGGGUCUAUAUAAUGGCCUUUGAUGUCAAGAGUGAUGAUAUGUUAAGGAUUCUUAAGCCCAGUAUCCCCCUAGAGAGGAUUCACUUUGACAGCUACAUCACUUGCGUUUCAGGGGCUGUUGUUGACCUCAUAUCCAGGCAGUAUGACAAGUUCCUCACUCAUUUUAUUCUGAUGAAUGAUGUGAUAGAUAUGUCUGGUUUCCCAGAUCUUAGUGACAACCGGAAUGAAGAUCCACUUGUCUUGUUAGCCUGGAGGUGCACCAGACUGUCUCUUCUAGCUGUUCAUGGUUACACAGUUUGGGCUCAUAAUCUUAUAGCAAUUGCUCGUCUUCGUGGCUCUGACUUGAAAGUUCUGGAAGUCACAGAGGAAAGCAUCGAUUUUGACCAAGGAGAACUGGCUGAUCAGGAUGUGGAUCCAGUACACAAUCUCAUUGAGCAAGUAUCUCUCGGUUUGGGUCGACCUUGGCAUGCAGUCAUGGACAUAGAGCUGCUCAGUGUCUUCACUGAGCCAACCCGUCACUUCUACAGAGAGAUGCAGAGCUUCAGCGAGGGCAUUUAGCUCCUUAUUUACAAUUCCUGUGGUUACAUAUGCAAGUAGGGUCCUAUUAUGUUUUUUCAGUAGCGUGAAUUAACCCCUUUUGUGCUGUGUUUAAUCAGUAUUAGCUAUAUAGAAUUAUAUAUGUGUAUUCUACUUCUUGAUCAAAGAACGUAGUCGGGUAUUGGUUUAGAAGCUGAAAGUGGCAGUGUUUAGGGUUUUCACGGUUAAUGGACUUGUCUACCAAACCUUGGAGAGAUGCAGCCAGAGGCUGGCUGAGGUUGCCAGCUAACUUUACUUUUUUUGAGUAACUGCAUUUUGAAUUAUUUUCUUACUGUAUUGGAGUUCUAUGCUCAGGAGCCGACUCUUUAAUACCCAUAUCCAUAGCCCAGUGGAUUUCUGUGCUCUCGUUGUGUGC
Molecule: messenger RNA, 1999 nt
Organism: Indicator indicator
Lineage: Eukaryota; Metazoa; Chordata; Aves; Piciformes; Indicatoridae
Gene: FBXO33
Product: F-box protein 33
Exons: 4
Coding region: 1-1605 (534 amino acids)
Biological process (GO): positive regulation of protein ubiquitination; SCF-dependent proteasomal ubiquitin-dependent protein catabolic process
Cellular component (GO): SCF ubiquitin ligase complex
Molecular function (GO): protein binding
Source: RefSeq, a predicted model, not a curated record